AGAAAAGAAAAACCCUAAAUAAAUACAAAGCUUCCAAUUUUGAAUUUAGGGACAACGCUCUGACUCAGACCAACAAUCGAUCCAUCCACUCAUCCAUGAAACAGAGGGUUGCUGGACAAGGAAUCCCCCACCCCUAAAACCCCCGUUCGAAUUUCGGUUAUGCUUUUCUGAUAAUUCUGAUUCUUGACCUUUACCUUCUUCUAUUUUUCAAUUCCUUGAUUUCUGUCGAAAAUGGAUCCAGAGCAGACAUUUAUAAGGGUGCAGGAGCGAUUUUCUGAGAUGCUGACCCAAAAAAUCAGAGCCAAGCUCGAGUACUUUUUCCUAUUCCUCGCCAUUACCCUCUUCUGUAUUCUCGUUGUCAUGCACGCCAAUUACGUUCAGCAGCCUGGCUGUUCGAGUGAGUUCUCUAGUGGCCAAAUGUCCGAUGCCCAACUUAUUCAGAUAAAGAUCACUAGUGCUGGCUUGUGGUCUCAAAAUGAAUCCGUGGUUGAUGCAGUAGAUGCCCAUGAUACAGGAACUGACACUGAAAUCGAAAAAUACAUCAAUGUGGAUGAAGAUGGUUCACCUCAUUCGGCUUCAAAGUUGGGGUUCAGCUGGAUAAUUCCUGACAUGAAGAGAGUGAAAUCUCCGUUAGAAUUUUGGAAAACUGAGAAUGAUGUUUUGGAAUCUGAGAGAGAAGGGUCUAUCAACAGUGAAAGAUUCAAGCCAUCAUCUGAUGACGUGACAGGGAAAGCCGCUAAAGAUACUAGUUUCUACUCGCCCAGAGAAUCUCUUAGAGCAGCAAUAAUUCAUAUUGGCAAAAAGUGGCACGGCCGUUUAUCUUUCUUUCUGAGAUUAGCAAGGCGAAUUCUUGGAGGUUUAUGGGAUAUUGCUGGUAUACAUUUGAAUUUCGACAUCCCCAAGUGGCUUAAAAUCUUACAUUUGGACAGGAUCAAUGGCUAUGCAGUGCAGUGGCUUGAGAAGAGAAGCAAAGCAUUCGAACCAGCUUAUUUAUAUACCAUGGAGAAGGGUUAUUUCUUGUUGCCUGAAGAAGCCAGAUCAAGACAUAACAUUCAAACCAUUAAUAUCAGCAUUUCAGCUCGACACAGUUGCUUUGGCAACCGGUGGCAGCAGCUGUUGAUAAACAGGCUUGUAGGGUAUGACACUAUUUUGAUGAAUAGUUUGUUGAGUUCUCCGGGCCAAGGUUACCUUUAUAAUUACCAAACAAAGGAGUUCUAUAAUCUUACCUAUGCUCACCAGCAACCAGAAAGUUCUGCAAAAUUUGGAGACUAUCUUGUGACCAAGUGCGGCGUAUUGAUGAUGUCACUUUUUGUUUUCUUCACAACAACAAUGUCAGUUUCAUUUACAUUGAGGGAGACACAAACGCGUAUGCUGAAGUUUACAGUGCAGCUCCAGCAUCAUGCUCGACAUAGGCUUCCAACAUUUCAAUUGAUUUUUGUGCAUGUAAUUGAGUCACUUGUUUUUGUGCCGAUAAUGAUUGGAAUCCUAUUUUUCCUCUUCGAGUUUUAUGAUGAUCAGCUAUUGGCGUUUAUGGUUUUAAUACUUGUUUGGAUCUGUGAACUGUUCACGCUCAUCAGUGUACGAACACCAAUAUCUAUGAAGUUCUUCCCUCGCUUCUUUUUACUCUACUUUCUAGUGUUCCACAUAUACUUUUUCUCCUAUACAUACGGCUUUUCUUAUUUGGCUCUCUCGACCUCUGCAGCAUUUAUGCAACACCUUGUACUCUAUUUCUGGAACAGAUUUGAGGUUCCGGCUCUACAGAGGUUUAUGCAAAAUCGUCGUUUUCAACAGCAUCCAGAUUUUCACAUUACAUCGUCAACAAUUCUGGCAUCAACAUUACGCAUCACAAGAUUAAACACAAGAAACACAGGAGGUGGAGGGGCUGUAAAUGCAGCAGAUAUGGCAGCCUUUGGACCAGUUCUCCGAGCUGGAGUUGAUAAUGGAGGAAUACCGAGAAAUGGUGCAACUGCAACUGGAGAACAACCUAAUAAUAUUAUUAAUGAGAAUAAUCAUCCAGACAGGUUAGGCAAUCCUCUUGAUAUUGGAGGAGGGCAACCUCAGCCCGAGGGUGGUGGAGCCGCCAAUCCAGGUGCUGUGAGUUCAUUCAGUUCACUCUUGUUGUGGAUACUCGGUGGAGCUUCUUCAGAAAGCCUCAACUCGUUUCUCUCAAUAUUUCGAGAUUUUAGAGAUCAUGGUCAAGUUUAUGCCGAACCUCCACAGCAAGAAAAUCACGCACCACCACAGAACAGUGGAUAAUGUUGUCUGAAAUAUUUUGACUAGGGCAGGUAUCCUUCUUCAAUGUCUACUUAGUUCUGUUUUGUUCAAGUUAUAAAGGAUUUUGUCCAGAGAGAGGGAACUGAAGGAUGAAGGCUUGUCUGCUUAAUAAUCGGCCACAAUACCUGUUAGAGAAAUAUGUUAUUGUUUUUUACUGUAAAUUGUUCGUAUGUGAGAGCGCAAUAACUUGUACAUAAACAAGUAAAAAGUAAGAGAGAUGGCUUCUGUAAGUAACAAAAAUGAAAAAACUAUCACAAAUGCACAAGUUAUCGGUUCUGUUGUGUGCAGUAACUUGAUUCAUAGAUGUUGAAGAAUUGUUCGACUUUCUUCACCGGUGUGUGUGUUUUGGUACUAAUGGAAUGAAGUU
Erythranthe guttata (spotted monkey flower) is the source of this 2641-nucleotide messenger RNA. RefSeq names its product S3 self-incompatibility locus-linked pollen protein. Gene Ontology annotation, cellular component: endoplasmic reticulum. The record is from RefSeq and is a predicted model, not a curated record. Gene Ontology annotation, biological process: response to endoplasmic reticulum stress; positive regulation of ERAD pathway. NCBI's taxonomy places the organism in Eukaryota, Viridiplantae, Streptophyta, Magnoliopsida, Lamiales, Phrymaceae.